UUGACUUGCUUGGGAAGCAAACUCUCCUCCUAGACAGCACAGAGAGAGGCCUUGGAGGUAGCUUCUGGCUUCUGUAUGUUGGGAUUGGGAAGCUCCUGUAUUUUUUGUCUUCUCUUGUACCAGUUUUGAUUUGGCCUCUUGAAGUGAGUGACUUGAAGGGAGUGACUCAAACCCACCCCUCCCUCUCUCUCUUUUAUAAGAUAAAAAGAUCAUCAUCAUCAUCGUUUGGGAUUGUAAGAAAGAUGAAGAAAAGAAGGUGUGCUUUCCUGGUGGCUGUUCUGCAGAUAAUGACCUGUCUUUCAGUAACAAGCAGGCCCUUGGGCUCACAUGAUGCUGCUCUUUCACAAGGCCAAAUUCCACAUUUCCCUCAAGCUGCCUGUGACUCAAAACAGGGGCUUGGAUGCAUUGAAGGAGAAGUCAGUAGGCUGGGGUCAAGCCCACCAAGCUGUCGGCACAAAUGUGAAGGCUGCAUUCCUUGUUAUCCCAUUCAAACACCCGCAACCACUGAUCAUAUAGGAGUUCAAUAUGCCAAUUACGUGCCUGAAGGGUGGAAAUGCAAGUGUGGCACUUCUUUCUUUAAUCCUUGAACAAAUGCAAAAGUUCAAAGGCGCGUGUGCAGAAAAUACUCGGCUUUUUUUUUUUUUUUUUUUCAGAAUGUGAAGCCGAGGAAAUGUAGUUUAGAGUUCUGAACUUUUUAAAUCUAUCUUUAUUCUCUGAUUGACUACA
Corylus avellana is the source of this 726-nucleotide messenger RNA. RefSeq names its product EPIDERMAL PATTERNING FACTOR-like protein 1. Gene Ontology annotation, biological process: stomatal complex development; guard cell differentiation. The record is from RefSeq and is a predicted model, not a curated record. NCBI's taxonomy places the organism in Eukaryota, Viridiplantae, Streptophyta, Magnoliopsida, Fagales, Betulaceae.